AUGGACACUGUCACGGAAUCCUCCAUGGCCCGAGCCAUAGCAGCUCUUGGCGGCAUCGGCAUCAUUCAUGCCAAUAUCCCUCCCUCCGAUCAAGCCUCCUUAGUCAAAGCAGCCAAAUCCUCACGCUUCCCUGUCCUCUCCAAUCCUGUCUUUCGAUCUCCCUCGGAUUCCAUCAUCUCCAUUGAGGAUUUUGCUGACGCUCCUUGCAUCCUCGUCACAGACUCUGGUGAUUGCCGUGGAAAGUUGGUCGGUUAUGUGGCCAAGUCUGAUUGGAUGAGCCUCACAGACAAGGAAACACAGCUGGCUGAUUACAUGGUCAAGUCCCAUGAUUUUGCCCCUUGGGAUUGUGAUUUGGCAAGGAUGAUCUGCUACUUUGAGGAGAAGGCCGACAAAGAAUUUUCGCCAAUAGUUAAGGGAGGAGAGAUAGUAGAUGUCGCCGGGAGAGAGGACGUGGAGAGGUUCAGAGGCUACCCCCAGAUUGGCGAGUGGGGUUUCAGUGGGUCCCGAUGGAGAGUGGAUGGUGGGAGAAGCGAUAGGGACGAGAGAGGUGGAUAA
This is a messenger RNA of Rhodamnia argentea, 555 nucleotides long. RefSeq names its product inosine-5'-monophosphate dehydrogenase-like. The transcript has a single exon. Gene Ontology annotation, molecular function: IMP dehydrogenase activity. Gene Ontology annotation, cellular component: cytoplasm. Lineage: Eukaryota; Viridiplantae; Streptophyta; Magnoliopsida; Myrtales; Myrtaceae. The record is from RefSeq and is a predicted model, not a curated record. Gene Ontology annotation, biological process: GTP biosynthetic process. Bases 1 to 555 code for a protein of 184 amino acids.